CACAGUCUGCCUGGGCUGGUGAAAUUUCCUCCCCUUUGCUGAGGUGCUGCAUCAUUUCCUUCUGGCCUGGGAGCAGGAAGGGCUGCAGAGGAAGUGCUCCUGGCUGUGCCUGCCUCUGUGGAGCCUGAGGACAGGCUUCCUUUGGGAGGCUCACAUACUGUAGGGACACUGAUUUCCCAUGGAUUCCCGCUGGGACUGCUUGAAGGGCCUGAUGCAUAUCAGGCUGGGAGGACAUCAUUGGGCUGUACAAGUAUGGACUGUUGAAAUCAAAACAAGGGAAGCAGUACUUGUAACAGCACUGUUCUUGCAUAUAAGCCUGGCAAAGCAGGACUGACCAUCCGUAUGAAUUAACGGACAUACAAGUGCAGCUGAUGAAAAUGAGGUUCUACUCAGCACUUCAGAGGUCUGACAGGGGUUGUAUGGCUCCAGUGCAGAAUGGGAAACCUUCACUUUCUCUUCCUCAGCUCCAGGGAAUUCUGCUGAACUACUCCUAAUAAUCCUGUUCAGAAUCACAGAAUGGUCGAGGUUGGAAGGGACCUCUGGAGAUCAUCUAAUCCAACCCCUCUGCUCAAGCACAGUCACUGAGAGCACAUUGCCCACAAUCAUGUCCAGACUGCUUUUGAAGAUCUCCAAGGAUGGAGACUCCACAACCUCUCUGGGCAAUUUCUUCCAGUGAUCCAACUUCCAGGAUGUUGGGUACACCUGGGCAUAAUACUAGUGUCUGCAUGCUGGAUACCAUCCUGUCUGAAAGUCUGGGCAGCUGUCCUUCCACCCAGCUCCAUCUCUUAGGUUGGCUUUAGCAGCCAAGCUCCUUUGGACUCUUCACAGAACUAAGUAUUUACUUUCCACGGUUCGGAGUAAUAUUCAGGAACUGAUGAGCAUCUGAGCACUCCACACAUGCAAGUUAGACCUCAAUGGAGAAAAAUGAGGAUUGGUUAUGAAUACUCACGUAGACUAUGUCUCUUGAAACUCCAGCCAUUCUUGCAGGAUGGCUAUGACUGAUGUGCUCAGCGCUGAGGAUAUCAAGAAGGCUGUAGGAGCCUUUUCAGCUGCUGAAUCUUUUAACUACAAGAAGUUUUUUGAGAUGGUAGGACUGAAAAAUAAGAGCCCAGAAGAUGUGAAGAAGGUUUUCCGCAUUCUUGAUAAGGAUCGAAGUGGCUUCAUUGAAGAGGAAGAAUUAAAGUUUGUACUGAAGGGCUUUACCCCCAACGGUAGAGACCUGUCAGACAAAGAAACGAAGGCUCUUAUGGCUGCAGGAGAUAAGGAUGGUGAUGGUAAAAUUGGUGUUGAUGAAUUUGCAACUAUGGUGGCUGAAUCAUAAAGGCUUUGACCAAUGCAACCCCUUCAUCCAUCCUUCACUGCCCAAUUCCAACCUCCUGCUGACUGCUUUGGCUCCUGUUCUAUUUAAUUAUGUUAUUUUAUACUCUGGCUCUGUUCUCUGCAAUCUUGUAACUCU
Messenger RNA from Rhea pennata, 1456 nucleotides. It is a transcript of the gene PVALB, whose product is annotated as parvalbumin. The record is from RefSeq and is a predicted model, not a curated record. Lineage: Eukaryota; Metazoa; Chordata; Aves; Rheiformes; Rheidae. Gene Ontology annotation, molecular function: calcium ion binding. Gene Ontology annotation, cellular component: cytoplasm. The coding region runs from base 989 to 1321 and encodes 110 amino acids. The transcript has 8 exons.